Molecule: messenger RNA, 6395 nt
Organism: Gigantopelta aegis
Lineage: Eukaryota; Metazoa; Mollusca; Gastropoda; Neomphalida; Peltospiridae
Exons: 26
Coding region: 1-4776 (1591 amino acids)
Molecular function (GO): calcium ion binding
Source: RefSeq, a predicted model, not a curated record
AUGUGCGAGACUCCACGGCCGGCGUCUCCCGUUCCUACACCUCCACGUUCGACUCCGUCGAGACCCCCACCCACGGGGAACUCCGUUGAGACGAACAAGGAAGUUGGUGUUGCGAAACGGAAGGCCGCCACUCCCCCGAGUGACCAGCCAGCCAAGGCACGGCCUUCCGCCUCUGGUCGAGGCAGGGACUUUGCCACAUGGAGUCUCGCUGUCAUGGACUACUUCAAAAUGUUGUUGCUUGGGAUGUUUCUGUUCGUGCAGCUGACAGAAAACACAGGUUUGAGUCCAACACAGAUUAAGUAUUAUGAUGUUAACCUAAACGUGGACAAUUGUGCUGUCCCUGUAGACAAAGGACCUGCUAUAUGUCGACAUCCUUCUGAGACUCCAGGGAUGUCCCUGACUCAGUCUGAUGGGUAUCUGCUGUCCGAGUAUUCCGAGUGUGUCGUAGACAACGCCUGUUUUACCUGUGUACGAGGGUCCUGGGUCACGUCUCAAUGUCAGCAUGAUUAUGACUACCGACAAAAGCGAUUUUUUUGGUUUGUGGCUGGCGUUGUUGCAUGUCUUAUGUUUUGCGGUGGCGGUGGUGGCGGUGGUGGCGGAAAUGAAUAUAAGCCUCCCAAGUUUACAAAAUGUGCAGGUCCUGAAUCUGUCAUCUACACUCCCAAGGGAAAAAGGGCUGCUAUUGUCACGUGGACAACACCGACUUAUGAAAGCGGAAGUGCCGGAGAACCAACCCUCAGUCUUGCAUCAACAUCGGGAAGUUCUGGAAACGACUUUAGUGUCAGUCAUUAUACAAUAGUCUAUGAACUUGUUGACCAAAAGGCAUUCACAAAGACAUGUUCAUUCUCCUUUGAAGUUAAAGUUAGAUCAUGUCCAUGGCCCUAUCAACCAAACAAUGGCCAGAUCAAUUGUGGGAGAUAUGACGUCAUCUAUGGUGACACAUGUCGUCUGUCGUGUGAUACGGGAUACCAACCUUCAGGUUACACUGUUGCCACUUGUCAGAGUAACGAAAACUAUGACGUCAGUCUGGCCAGUUGUCAACCCAAACAAUGUCCACUUCUGUCGAUACCAGACAAUGGAAAGGACUACCAGUGCUCGGAUGGAAACAACUACAACAGCCGAUGUGUGCUGAGCUGUAAGCCCGGAUUCACCCGUUCACCAAUGCUAACUGUCUGCGAAGUUAACCAGAACUGGAUGCUACCCCUUCCAGAAUGUACAGAUACUCUAAGACCCGAAUUCAAUAACUGUCCAUCAGCGUCUAUCCAAGCCUACGCAGACAGGGGUAAAACAACGGCCGUUGUUACAUGGAAUCCACCAACAGCGACAGACAACUCUGGAACGGUGACAGUGCAGCAGGUUGAUGGACUCCGACCUAACCAGACUUUCAGCGAAGGAAGCAGCACGAUAAAAUACACCGCCACAGACCCUUCAGGAAACACAGCUCACUGUGCAUUUGCAGUGAAUGUCGUCACUUUGACAUGUGACUAUCCUGAUUUUGGUGACAGCAAUCUGCACUUCGACUGCACUCACGGAUACAGAUACGGAUCACAGUGCUCUGUUUCCUGCAAGGCUGGACUUCCACUGAACGGAACUAACACAAUCGUCUGUGAGAAGGACAACUCCAUCCCUCCAGUCACAUACUGGGACCUGGGAGGCGAAAUUAGGCCACACUGCAUAAAGAGGCCAUGUCAGGACCUAAAGCGCCCAAAGAAUGGUGCACUUGCUUGUGAUACCAGCGUAUCAAGUUUCUAUUGCUCUAUGUCGUGUCAGGAAAACUGGGACAUACCUCGGUUGGCUAAACCCGUGGAUUUGUAUAUCUGUGGCUGGAGUACGGGCAGAUGGGCACCAACAUCAGAUAUUCCCGACUGUACUGAGAAAUUCACAGCUGGCAAAAUGCGCCUGAGUUCAGAAUUAUAUUACUAUUCUGGAUCAUGUGGUGACAACUCCACACUGGAUGAAAUCAAGGGAAACUUUGUAAAUAUUAUGAAUGAUAAGGGUAUUUGGGUUGUGAGCUGUUCGACAUGCACGGUGGAUAACGUCGUUGUUUUCUGUGGAGAGGGACAAUCAAGGCGCAAACGAAGAAGCACAGAUACACACACCGAGAUGAAGCGAUCUGCAGAGACACAGACAGUCAUAUCAUGGGACUGGGUUGUUCCAAUCGACGGCGACACCGUUUCAGCUAUCACUACAGCAGAUGGAUUUCUGAUGGCUCUCGCAGAUCGCAUGAACAACUUCGUUCAAAACAAUGAUAGUGCGAUCAGUCUGACUGGACUUGAACUCAGAUCCAAUUCGUACGGAUAUGAUGAAUCACACCUUGUCUGCCCUCUAGGGUACUCGGAGAACUGGGCAAGAGGAACGUGCUCUCCCUGCCCCACUGGUACGAUGUAUGAUAAAACUAACGACGUCUGCUCGAGUUGUCCCACUGGGUUCUACCAAGACGAGGCUGGACAGUUUGAGUGUAAAACGUGUCCCACAGGUACCACGACCGUGAUCACCGGCGCCAGGACUCGCGACAACUGUACUGAAGUCUGCUCUGCUGGUCAUUUCUCCAGUAAUGGUGUCGUACCUUGUGACGGUUGUCCAAUUGGACAAUACCAGCCGAAUUCCGGAUCAAAGAACUGUCUGUCAUGCGACUAUGGCACCACGACCACUAACACUGCUACAACUGAUCCUGACGCCUGUCAGGAAUUCGACAUUAGAGUCGAGGGUCCAGCACUGGUAUCAUCUACGGUAUCCCUUCAAAACAGCACUGAUGAUUUCACCAUUGCUCUGUGGUUUGCCACUGGUGCUGAAGCAAAUCUAAGAAUCAAACAGUCUGACGAAAGUUACCCAUUCCAACGUCUCAACGUGCUAGGAAAUAAUAUCACGGACGUCGUGUUACCUUCAUCAAGCUGGGCCCAUGUAUCCAUCGUGUUUGCAUACACAGAUAAAUUAGUGACUGUGUAUAACAAUGGGGAAGUGUCUUUAUCAAAAACUCUUGCAUCUGUACCUACACCAGCAGUUGAUUCUGGUUCCCGCCUGGAAAUCAUUGCACAAGCCGACGCUGUUAUGACAAUGAGGUCCCUGUUCCUUCUUCCCACUGCCUUGUCUGCUAGUGACGUCCGGACUCUGGCUAGUUCUUGUGGAAGUAAACCGAGUGAUUUUGCCCUGUCUCUGAUUGACCUCUCAGGCGGCGAUUCACCACGAUCUGUCCGGGUGAUCAUCCCAAGUACUUGUGAUGCUGUUGACGAAUGCCAGCAGAACUCACCUUGUAACGGACACACCUGUAUAAACCUGCCAGGUAGCUACAGGUGUGAAUGUCAGGACGGAUUUUCUGGGUCAGACUGCUCAGUUCCUCCGGAUUUUUGUGCAGACAACAAAUGUGAACAGGGAACGUGUGAGAACAGAACAAAGGACUACGUGUGUAACUGCUAUGAUGGGUUUAAAGGACAGUUGUGUGAAGUGAAAAUAGUAAACGGCGAAUGGAAUAACUGGUCUGACUGGGAUGUGUGUUCUCUGACUUGUGGAUAUGGAACUCAGACGAGGAGAAGACGAUGUGACAACCCUGCACCAACUCAACCUGAAGGAAAGAAUUGUAGUGGUUCAGGUUCACAGACACGUGCCUGUAACACAGUCGACUGUCCGGUUUGUCGUUCGACUGCUGUCCGGAAUGGAUUAGGAUCUAGAGCUCAGUGUAACGGAACCGAGUCUUCCUUAGACUGUGUAUCGGUGUGCAGAAACCCGAAUCACGUGGUCGAUCCAUUUGACAAACAAGUUGUGCGCUGCAGAGAUGGAAUCUGGGAUGCUGAACGGCCGAAGGUGGCUUCAUGCACCAAAAUCAAUGCCCCAUCUGUCGCAACGGUUACUACAACUGCGACAUACCAGACAGAUUCGUGUCUGUCCCAAACCUCACUUUCUGGUAUUGAGUCGUCUGUACACCAAAAUACCGCCACUCUAGCAUGCAGUUCACAUUCUUCAUGCCAGACAAAUGUUCAGGCAGUCGGCUGUGGUGACAGUUACAGAGGAAGAAGAUCGAUUUUAACAACAGUUGUCAUUAAUAUAACUAUAAAUAUUAUCGAAGGUGACCUUCAACUUGGAGACUUUCUGGCAACACAAACAAUCAGUCAGCCUCUACAGUCUUUGAUUAAUGCAAUAAACAUUUUGGAAAUGUCAGCAAAGCAGAUCCAAAACGACACUUCAAUAUUCCUUGCAAGAGUUAAUGGAGUCGAGUAUUCGGUACUGAAAGAGAGUGUAACCACGGCAACAGGAUUGCACUGUCCAACAGGGACCGCUGCCAGAGAUAUCUAUUGUGUGUACUGCGCACCAGGAGCCUACAGCCAGGGAGACGAAUGCAAGUUUUGUGAAGUGGGCUCCUAUCAGGAUGAAAUAGGACAAACUGAAUGUAAGCGAUGUCCGCCAGGGAAAUCUACACAGUUCAUUGGAUCAACAGAUGUUGAGGAUUGCACAGAAUCAGCUGAUAAUAAUCAUGAGACUACGGAUGACAAGAGAAACUCAAUUUGGAAAGUCGUAGGUGGUGCCCUGGGCGCUAUGGCGGCAGCAGGUCUUCUUGUGGCUAUCGUCUACAAAAUAUAUAGAAGCCACAUGACAAAGAAAGCAGGCCCCCGAAAGGACAGAGGCCGCCCAGCAAGUCAGGCUAGUACGAGCAAGGUGCUUCCUGAAGUCGUUCCUGGGUACAGCAUGGGUCCGUAUGACCACUACUACAUGGGCGAACAGCCACCUGCUUACACAGAACGUUGUCCUACUCCCAUAUAUAAUACCUGGACAACGGGAAAUUGAGCUGAAAUGUAAAAUAGUGCCAGUAAUGACAAAAUUGAAAUUUAAUUAAGGUGACACCAUCUAAAUACAUGUUUAUGCACAUAUACUGAAGUGGACAGUAUUCGGAGAAGCCUUUUUAAGUUUUACAUGUAUAAUUGAUAUAUUAAGUGUGUGUGGGUGUCAUUAUUCACCCAAAACAAAAUUCAAUUAUUUUUCGGUGUUGUUCGAAGUAUUUUUUCAUCAAAGUAGUAAAUGCCAUAUAACCGUAAAUAAAAUGUGUUGAGUGCGUCGUUAAAUAAAACAUUUCCUUUCCUUCAAAGUAGUAAAAAGCAAUCGAACUUUGUCUGAAAAAUGUUAGUGAGUAGGAAACCACAAACAACCACCCUCUUUGGAAUUGUAUGAUAUCAAGUCGUUUUUUAUGUACUUUUGAAACACGUGCAGUUUUCAGUAAAUGCUAAUUGUAAUAUACAAAAAUUAUGUGUUUUGUGUGGAUCAUUUGAAAAUGUAUCUAUAGAUCAAAAUGAAGGUAGGUUCCAUAACUUCCCCUUCCUUUUUGUAUUGGUAAUUAGUGAUAGGUAUUGCCAAUGUUUUCGUAGUGUGAUAUAUUGCGAAGACCAAUUCUCAAUUAUUAAAAUUUGUAAAGUGCUUUAAUUUCAUGUACAUUUUGUAUAACUUAAUACAAUGAUACACCUGUCAAUCAAGAUUCGUUCCGAACAAGCUAUUGUUUCUGUUUCUUUUCUUAAAUUGGCAGGGUUUCUUUGAAAAUAUAAUACGUGUGCACCAACAACACACGUACAAAAAAUAUAAGCGUAAUGUACUGGUACUGGAGAAAAAUAUCGAGAUACGUCGUAUUGUUCAAAUUUUACCGCGCAUAUCUACCGGUAAAAUGUAGGGAGAGGUAAUAAAAACAAUUCUUCGUGUUGGUUAAUCCCAAUACCGCACACGUUUUAUGCUUGAUAAAUAAUUGUUUAAACCAAUAUUGUAUGUGAAUUAUAUUAGGGUACCCUUGCCCGUAUAAAAAGGUAAUAGAUUUUUCCAGUUUCAUUAAUUAUUAUGUUUGUUUAGUUCAGAAAUGUAUUAUACAUAAUUUUAAAGUCGUUUCCGUAGAAAACAUCUUUUGGUAACAAGAAAUACAUGUUUGUAGAUAUGUAAAGCAUAAAUCUAUAAAUAAUAUUAUACGAGUGGCUAAUACAUGUAAAUACCGGCAGAAUUUCUAGUUUACCGUGCAUUCUGUACAAGGCUAGCUUGGUGAUUAAAAACCAACCUGAGGAAAAUCCAUGAAUUUCUAGUUUACCGUGCAUUCUGUACAAGGCUAGCUUGGUGAUUAAAAACCAACCUGAGGAAAAUCCAUGAAUUUCUAGUUUACCGUGCAUUCUGUACAAGGCUAGCUUGGUGAUUAAAAACCAACCUGAGGAAAAUCCAUGAACUUACCAAUAGGACAGAAUAUAAACAAUUAAAAUUGAGGUUUGACAAAAAAGUGCUAAAACCAGUUGAACUGUAUUCAUUAAUUUCUAUAUGAAUGUUAAUUCUGCUGGGUCAUUUUCAAUCUGAUCCCUUGUAACGUGCUGUGAAACACACUAAUAAGCAUCGAGUUGUUCAUUGAAGUGAUGUAUUAUUGAAAUUUUAUUAUUUUUGAAAUA